GCUACAGAGAGCCCAACCCAGGUUUCACCUUCCUCCUCUUGGAGAUCUUCUGGCGAGUUUCCGUUUCACCGUUUCAGGUCCCAUGGCGGCGGCGGCGGCGCAGCUGCAUGGAUCGGCCGCGGCCGCGGCGACCUACCGACGGACUCGAGCCUACUCAGUUCCAUCCUCAUGCCGGUGGCUACGGACCCCUCUAGCCGCUUCCCCGAAGCAGCUUUCGAUUUCUUCCACUGAAGUUGGUAUGAAGCCAUUAGGUUUUGCUGCUAAACUUUCAACAAACGAGAACGCUCGAGUUGAAGAGUUAAACUUGCAAUCAGAUCAGAUGAAGGAAUUUGUACAGGCAGAGGGGCAUGUUAUUCCCCAAAAGAGGAGUGCUAAAAUUCAUGAUUUUUGCCUUGGGAUUCCUUUUGGUGGUCUUUUAUUUUCUAUGGGUCUUCUAGGAUACAUCUUUUCCAGAAGCACCAUAAGUCUUGUCUUGGGCGUUGCGCCAGGGUUCGCCACUCUGCUACUUGGUACUCUCAGUCUAAAGUUUUGGAGGAGCGGCAGAUCCAGUUUCCUGUUUAUCUUGGCCCAAGCAGCAAUAUCUGCUUCCCUGGCAUGGAAAUACUCUCACGCUUACUUCUUGACAAACAGACUCCUUCCUUGGGGUUUCUAUGCUUCACUGAGCACUGCAAUGACUUGUUUCUACGGGUAUGUGCUGCUUGCCGGAGGGAAUCCCCCACCAAAGAAGCUGGCUGCCAUCCCACAGCAGUAAAAAGAGAGAUUCAGUCUAGGAUCAGCGUGGUUGGCAGCAUGUAGCACAAUUUUGAUUAUCAAAUUUGUAUAUUCCCCAACCUGUGGUUCACUGCUGGCUGGGUUUCUUUUGGCUCUGGUAGUCUGAAACUUUGAGCUAAUAAUGCUUCAGAGGAUGAUAGCCCUGCCUCCAGUGAACUUGCUCUGUUUUCUUCUACAUGAUGAAUGUACGUGAUAAAGAUAAGCUUGCUGAGCUUGUACUUGAGACAUUUGUUUUCGAAUUCGAAAGUUGGAGAUGUUUUGUAGUCAGGAAUCAGGAUGGCUUGUAGCUUCAAUUCUCAAACGAAUGAACAGAGUUUCGAAUA
Setaria italica (foxtail millet) is the source of this 1094-nucleotide messenger RNA. Its product is annotated as protein FATTY ACID EXPORT 6. NCBI's taxonomy places the organism in Eukaryota, Viridiplantae, Streptophyta, Magnoliopsida, Poales, Poaceae. Gene Ontology annotation, cellular component: membrane. The transcript has 6 exons. The coding region runs from base 83 to 751 and encodes 222 amino acids. The record is from RefSeq and is a predicted model, not a curated record.